AUGUCAAACCCAGGUAAAUAUGUUCUGGCUCCGGUAUACGAGAGCGAUAAUUCGUAUGGGUCAGCAGACGACGAAGUGUACAGUCCGGGAAAGUACGUCCGUGCCACUAAUCCAAAUGAAAGCAGUGUCGGUUGCAUAUAUGAUUCACAAGAUGACCCCUACGCCGCUGUGGUUGAUCCGGAAAUGGAAAAUCGGGAACUGCGAGAGAAAGUGUUGGAACUGGAGAAGUCUAUUGCUGAGCUUGGACAAAAUAUUUCGAGAACUUCGAAAUUGCUGCUUCCUUGUCGAAUGUAUGCGAUCCGAUCAAACGAUCCCAGCUGCUUCAUAUAUCCAUUGGUGAUGAACUUCAAGGAAUUUUGCUAUGAAGUAUUUAUUAAGAACAUCGACGUAUAUUUGAGGUCAUUAACCGACACCUCAGCUGAACACGAUAUGUUUUCGUCCAUGCAGCAGAAGGAAGGAGAAUCAGCAGUCAAUUUCUAUGCCCGGUUAAUAGAAAAAGUGUGGCUGUGUGGUUACAGCGCAGCGGACCAAGAUCGUUUUGUCCGAACUCAAUUCCUUAAAGGGCUGAGGAAUCGGGAAUUGGCUAAAGCAGCCAGGACAUAUAACUACGAUACAACUUUUGUUGUUCAGUCAGCAACUCGGGAUGAAGCGCUCCAUCACUCGGAGAAUCAGCAUCAAUCAUGGCGGUGGAAUCAAAUUGGAGGAGGAACGAGGAUGGCUUUGCAGCGUCACCAGCGAUGCUCAAGAUGUAAUCGGGCAGCCCACGGUAACCAACAGUGUCCGGCGAUAGACAAGAAUUGCAACAGCUGUGGACGUCGUGGCCAUUUCUCUGCAACUUGCCGACAGAAACGAGUCAAUACUGUGCAGGACAGAAGACUUGAAUCUGGCUCUCCCGGUGAAUUUAAUUCAUCACAGCAAAUUACCACACUCUCCCUCGAAGACGUAUUGGUCGACUGUACCGUUGGAUCUUCUAAGGCUAUAAAAUUCCUCAUUGAUUCAGGGGCAGACACUAAUGUUAUUGGUGGGAAUGAUUGGCACAGUCUUAAAGAACAACUGCAAGCUAGAACUGUAAUACUUGAUCCUCUCAAGUUGGCAGGAAACAGAGGUUUGCGUGGGUUUGCCGCCGAACGACCAAUGGUAGUUGAAUGUGCUUUCCGAGCCAAAAUUCAGGCAAUUGGUUGCCAAACGCCGGCUAUUAUUGCAGACUUCCUGGUGGUAGAACAAGGUCGUUGUUCGUUGCUUGGUAGAAGUCCUGCUAGUGACAUGGGGUUGUUGAAGGUAGGAGCUGACGUAUUUAGAUGUGGGCGUGUUGAACAGGAUCAAGUGUUUCCAAAGAUGCCAGGUGUGAAGAUAAAGUUCUGCGUUGACAGCUCCGUACCACCUGAGAAAAACGCAUAUUAUAAUGUCCCGGCAGCAUACCGCGAGGCUGCCAAGCUCCGAUUGAAGCAGAUGGAGGAACGUGGAAUUAUCGAGAGGGUUAAUAGUGCACCGGAAUGGAUCAGCGGCAUGUCGGCCGUACCAAAGGGAAAAGACGAUUUUCGCCUGGUCGUCAACAUGCGUGCGCCUAACAAGGCAAUCAAACGUCAGUAUUUCCGACUACCCCUAUUAGAAGAAAUGAAGGUGAGGUUACAUGGAGCAAAAUACUUCUCUAAACUUGAUCUAUCGAACGCCUACUAUCAUCUCGAGUUAAAUCAAGAGUCACGAGAUUUGACAACGUUUUUGGCAGAAGAUGGGAUGUAUCGGUUUACCAGACUUAUGUUUGGGGUAAACUGUGCUCCCGAAAUAUUUCAACGAGAGAUGUGUAGGAUUCUAGAAGAGGUGAAAAACAAAAUCGUGUACAUCGACGACAUACUUCUGUUUGCUGAAACAUUACAAGAACUCCGAAAGACAGUAGCUCAUGUAUUACGCAUUUUAAGAACGAAUAACCUCACACUCAAUACGUCCAAAUGUGAGUUCGAUAAAACGCGCAUUAAGUUCCUUGGGCAUGAGUUGGAUGAAACUGGUUUCAACAUCGAAGAAUCUAAAAUCAAAGACAUAAGGAAAUUUCGUCACCCGAGUACCACAUCCGAACUCCGGAGCUUCCUUGGAUUGGCUUCGUUUCAAAAUGGGCUGGCAGAAAGCUUCAUGAAAGUGGUGAACAGAGCGAUGUCUACAGCAGUUUUAAAUGAAACCAGCUACGCGGAGGAGCUUCAAAAUGCAAUUCAUGCCUACAAUGCCGGAGAUCAUUCAGUCAUAAAAAUUUCACCAGAAGAAGUGAUGAUGGGUCGAAGAAUCAAACGUGGUUUGCCAUUACUUGAACAUGGGAAAUCGGAUUUCGAUGAUCGGUUGCUGGAUGCAGAAGAUCGGGAAGUAAAAUUGAAGAGUAAAAGGCAUGACGAUCUUCGGAGGGGUGCUAAGAGUAGCACAGUCAAACCUAGAGACACUGUUAUUAUAGAGCGUCACACAAAAGGGAAAGGUGAUUCUAGAUUUCAUCCCAAACGAUUUACAGUCGUCAGAGAGAAAAAUGGUAGCUUGCUGCUUGCCGACGAAGAAGGUCAUACUGUAAAACGACAUCUAUCACAGACAAAAAAGGUUCAGAUUUGGAGAGAUAAUUCGCGAACAAACAUCAAGAAACCAGGAAAUGCUGAAACAUCUGAGCGACCAGCAAGGGACACAAAAGCUCCGUCAUAUCUCUCUGACUAUAUACACUCGAUGGAAAAUCAGUCCCUUUAA
Molecule: messenger RNA, 2712 nt
Organism: Toxorhynchites rutilus septentrionalis
Lineage: Eukaryota; Metazoa; Arthropoda; Insecta; Diptera; Culicidae
Exons: 6
Coding region: 1-2712 (903 amino acids)
Biological process (GO): proteolysis
Molecular function (GO): aspartic-type endopeptidase activity; zinc ion binding; nucleic acid binding
Source: RefSeq, a predicted model, not a curated record